Molecule: messenger RNA, 195 nt
Organism: Arabidopsis thaliana (thale cress)
Lineage: Eukaryota; Viridiplantae; Streptophyta; Magnoliopsida; Brassicales; Brassicaceae
Exons: 2
Coding region: 1-195 (64 amino acids)
Source: RefSeq, marked reviewed
AUGGAGAUUGAGAGUCACGUUUCAGUCCCUGGGAAGAAUCUAGUUAAAGUAGAGUUCAAGCUUGGGACAGAGAGCUACACUAUUGAUUCAAUCAAUGGUGAUACUCAUAAUGUUCAAGAUGAUGAUGUCCCUGACCAAAUCUUGUCUAAUGAUGAUGCUUCUCCUGUGAAACCACCCAAGAAGACAAAGAUUUGA